Messenger RNA from Macaca mulatta (Rhesus monkey), 2805 nucleotides. NCBI's taxonomy places the organism in Eukaryota, Metazoa, Chordata, Mammalia, Primates, Cercopithecidae. The record is from RefSeq and is a predicted model, not a curated record.
GUUUGUUGCUAGCAACCAGCCUGCGGUCUGGAGGUGGUGCGGAGGGAGCCGCCUAGGUGCCGGGGACUCCUGCCAUGAAUCCGCCGGGGUCCCUAGCGGGCCUGGACCCGAACCUGGACGAGCACUUGUCCACCCAGAUUCUCGCGCCCUCGGUCCACUCCGACAACCCUCAGGAGCGCAUCCAGGCCCGGCGCCUCCGCAUCGCGGCGCGCCUAGAAGCCCGGAGGCGGGAAGCACUUGGAGAAUAUUUAGAUGGGAAGAAGGAGAGUGAGGAGGAUCAAAGCAAGAGCUACAAACAGAAAGAAGAAAGCCGAUUGAAAUUGGCUAAACUUCUGCUCUGUGGCACUGAGUUGGUGACAAAUAUCCAGGUGGCUAUAGAUAUCAGAGAGAUUCACAGGAGAGUCGAAGAAGAGGAGAUAAAGCGUCAGAGGAUUGAGAAGCUGGAGAAUGAAGUUAAGACCAGCCAGGACAAAUUUGACGAAAUCACCUCAAAGUGGGAAGAGGGCAAGCAGAAGAGAAUUCCCCAAGAGCUGUGGGAAAUGCUCAAUACCCAACAGCUGCACUGUGCUGGCCUCUUAGAAGAUAAGAACAAGCUCAUCAGCGAGUUACAGCAGGAGUUAAAAACAAAGGAUGACCAGUAUGUGAAGGAUUUGAAGAAACAGUCAGAUGACAUCUGCCUGCUUCUGGAGCGGAUGGAAGAACAGGUGAAGAACGUGAUGAAAACCUUUCGUGAGGAGCUCUAUAACAUCGAGAAAGCAUUUGAGGUGGAACGCCAAGAGCUACUGGCCAGUAAUAAGAAGAAAUGGGAGCGGGCCCUUCAGGCUCAUAAUGCCAAAGAGCUGGAAUAUCUUACCAACCGCAUGAAAAAAGUGGAGGACUAUGAGAAGCAGCUGAACAGGCAGAGGAUCUGGGAUUGUGAAGAAUACAACACGAUCAAGAUCAAGCUGGAGCAGGAUGUGCAGAUUCUUGAGCAGCAGCUUCAGCAGAGGAAAGCAAUUUAUCAACUAAACCAAGAGAAAUUAGAGUACAACUUGCAGGUGCUGAAGAAGAGAGAUGAAGAAAGCACAGUGAUUAAAUCCCAGCAGAAGAGGAAGAUCAAUCGCCUGCAUGAUAUACUUAACAAUCUGAGAUCAAAAUAUGCCAAGCAAAUAAAGCAGUUUCAGGAGGAGAACCAGUCUCUAACCUUGGACUACAAACGUCUUGUGUUGCAAUUCAAGGAGCUACAGAAAGCCAUGCGGCAUUUUGCUCUUAUUGAUGAUGAGAAGUUUCGGGAGAUUUGGCUGAUGAAUGAAGAGGAGGCAAAGGAUCUAAUAGCCAGAGCCUUUGAUGUGGACAGGAUCAUCCACACCCAUCAUCUGGGGCUUCCCUGGACAGCACCUGAUUUCUGGUUCCUGAAGAAUGUUGGGCCUAUUUCUCAGCAGCCCCAGAAGUCCGCCACACAGAUAGUAGAAGAAAUGCUCAUGCACACAGAAGAGGAGGAGGCAGAAGAGGCCGCCUCGGAACCAGAGUCCUACCUGGACCUGCCGAAGCAAAUUUCUGAAAAAACUACCAAGAAGAUCCUGAUGCUCCUGUGUGACGAGUCGGGGUUCCUCAUAGAGAGCAAGCUGCUGAGCCUUCUCCUGCCCCUGGAGCAGAAUGAAUGCUAUCUGUUGAGGCUGGACGCCAUCUUCUCCGCCCUUGGAAUUGAAAGUGAAGAUGACUUGUAUAAACUGGUGAACUUCUUCCUUAAAUAUCGAGCUCACCGUUUAUCUUCCAGUCUCCAGAUCAAGUCCUGCAGUCAGGCGAGCAUGGAGAAGGCGAGCAUGGAGGAGACAAGCAUGGGGUCAGAAUUGGAGCUGGCAGAGCAGACGGAGAUGGAGGGAGCAAAGGAAGAAAGCCUGGUGGAAGGGGAGAAGGAGGAAGAGGAGGAGACCCCACCCUCCCCCUGGGACAUCCACCCCAAUGAUGUCCUCAAGAUUCUGGAGGCCUUUGUCAUGGGUCUGAAAAAGCCUAGACAUGCAUUGAAGGCUGCCAUGUGUAAGCACUGUGGGGACACUGCCUUGUGAUCAGAGCAAUGGUCAAAGCACAUUCAAGGUGCACCGUUGUUCAGAGGAGGAAAUGGCCAUUUCCAUUUGGCACGUCAGAGAGGGUUUUGGGAGGAAAUGGCACCGGAACUGGGUGUUCCCAGGCAGAUAAAAUGGAGGUAAGGGCAUUUCAGGAAAUGGCAGCAUGGGGAAGGUCAGGUCUGUUCAAGAAUCAUCACAGGAGGUGUGGCUGGUGGGUCAAGGGCCUGGGAGGUGGCACUGGUGGGUGGGGAGCCAGCCAGGUGUUGGAGAGCCUUGCCCAAUGUGCCCAAGAUCUUUGUCUUUACCCAUUGGUGGUGGGAGCCAGAAAAGGAUUUGAAGCAGCUGAAGAGCCAUGAUUAGCCUUGUAUUUUAGAGAGAUCAUUGUGGCGGCAGGGAAGGGGCGAAGCCAGAUACAGGGAGAGCAUCAGGAGGCUUGUCCAGGUGGGAGGUGGGGAUCCUCCAGAUAAAGGCUGUCAUGGCAGGAUGGAGAGGCCAUGACUGAAUUCCAGUACUGUUUUGGAUGCGCUGGUGCAAGAGACGGGCACAGCGAUGAGCUGUAAAGCAGUGAGGUAAACUGACUGGGAGAGAGAGGGGUGGAUGAAGCACUGAUCAUGCCCUCACGAAGGUACCGGUGGUACCGAGGCAGGAACGCUGACGAUAAGCAUGUGUCCUUUCUGAGAACCUGCCACCAUCUAAUAAACUGUGUCCUUUCUGAGAACCUGCCACCAUCUAAUAAACUGUGUCCUUUCUGAGAACCUGC